Messenger RNA from Argiope bruennichi, 1271 nucleotides. Its product is annotated as probable mitochondrial glutathione transporter SLC25A40. The transcript has 10 exons. NCBI's taxonomy places the organism in Eukaryota, Metazoa, Arthropoda, Arachnida, Araneae, Araneidae. The coding region runs from base 168 to 1190 and encodes 340 amino acids. The record is from RefSeq and is a predicted model, not a curated record. Gene Ontology annotation, biological process: mitochondrial transmembrane transport.
UACAUAAAUAAAGAAUUUUUACUGCAUGUUAACCAAAGAAAUAAUCGGUUAGAUUAAAUAACAUGAUAUUUCAGUUUAGAUAUGGCAACAAUGAUGUUUUUCAUCACCGGCAGAUUCGCAUUCGAUUUUCCCGACUUGUUUUCGUUCCAGAAUUACUGAUCUGAAAGAUGAUGAGGCCCGAAAUGUCAGAUGACCGUCUUAUUAAGCAAAUAAAUUCAGCACUUUCAGAUCAAAUAAUGUCUUCCUGUGCGGGUGCUGUCUUAACCUCUCUAUUUGUUACACCAUUUGAUGUAGUGAAGACACGUUUGCAAGUACAAGCAAGAUUUCAGAAUAGUGAUAAAAUAUGUUCUGUCUAUGAAACAUGUGUUCAAGAAACCCCAAAAUUUUCAAAGAAUAUCAUAGAUUGCUGUGGUGUUUACAAAGAACCAUUUAAGGGCACUUUGGAUGCACUGGUGAAAAUUUCUAAGAUUGAAGGCGUUAAAACUUUAUGGAGUGGUCUUGUGCCCACAUUAUUUAUAUCGGUACCAUCAACUGUCAUUUACUUUACCAUGUAUGAUCAACUGCGUGAAUUAUUUUCAUCCCAUUUAGUACCCCCUAUGGGGCCAGUUUCAGUGCCUUUAUUUUCUGGAAUCACAGCCAGAGUUUUAACUGGAACAGUUGUAAGUCCAAUUGAAUUCUUCCGCACCAAAAUACAAAGUGAACAAGUCAAAUAUUCUGAUGCUUUUAAAAAUGUUUCAAAAUUGGUCAAGCAUAAGGGCUACUUGUCUCUUUGGCAUGGAUGGGUACCAACAACAUUGCGGGAUGUUCCUUUUUCAGCUAUAUACUGGACAAUUUAUGAACAAUUAAAAUUACUGAAGGGUGAUCCAAGUGCUGUUGAAUUUUUCGUGUUUGGUGCUGUAUCAGGAAGUAUUGCUGCUAUUCUAACUCUGCCGUUUGAUGUAAUAAAGACUCAACGUCAGGCAGAAUUAGGGGAAAACAGGAUAAUUACAAGAGUGACUGAACCUAGUGUCUUAAGUUUGCUAGUAGAUUUGUAUCGUAGAGGAGGAAUGAAAUCCCUUUUUGCAGGAAUGAUGCCUAGAGUUUUGAAAAUUGCUCCAGCUUGUGCAAUAAUGAUAUCAUCAUACGAAGUUGGAAAAGUUUAUUUCAGUGAAAAAAGAAGCAAAAUGUUCAAAAACGAAGAUUUAGUUUGAAUUUUGCAUAUUGUUAGAUGCAAUACAAAAUAACUGUAUUAAAAUAAGACAAUGUUGUGAUAUUUUAACGAAUGACUCUUA